Molecule: messenger RNA, 4036 nt
Organism: Rosa rugosa (rugosa rose)
Lineage: Eukaryota; Viridiplantae; Streptophyta; Magnoliopsida; Rosales; Rosaceae
Product: DUF724 domain-containing protein 1-like
Exons: 10
Coding region: 80-2794 (904 amino acids)
Source: RefSeq, a predicted model, not a curated record
ACCUUUCUCUCUCUAAAGUCCUUUCUUCUUCUUCUUCUUCACACAAACUCUGUGAGUGACUGAGUGAGAAGAACCAGCAAUGGCGAAACCGAGCAGCAAUACUCGGACUUGGUUCUGGAGCCGAGGCGAGAAAGUGGAGGUGCGCACAGAAGAAGAAGGAUUCCACGGCGCGUGGUUCCCGGCGACGAUCCUGGAGCCGCCGUCGAAUCCUUCUUCGGUUCUCAGCAGGAAACGAAAGAGCUUCAACUCGAACAAGGUCUUGGUCCAGUACAACACCUUCGUCACGGAGAAGGACCCAACCAAGCCGCUGACGGAGUACACCAACGUCAUGUUCCUCCGGCCGUCGCCGCCGGUGGAGGCUCCCGGGAAGACAUUCGAGGCCGGCGACGACGUGGACGCGUUUCACAACGACGCGUGGUGGCCGGGAGUGGUGAUGAGUGUGGAAGGAGGGGACAGGUACAGGGUGGGGUUUAGGGACCCGCCGGAGUUGCUGGUGCUUGGCCGGAGUGAGUUGAGGAGUCACUUGGAUUGGGUCAACGAGAUUUGGUCCAGACCAUACAAGAAGCGGAUGAAGGAAUCGAUGUAUAGUCCGGGGACUCCAAUUGAAGUGAGACUUGUCAAAGAACAUCUAUGGUCUGCUUGGAUUCCAGCAAUUUAUGCUGGUGCAUUAGGGGGGAACUUGUUUUUGGUUCAAUAUAAGAGCCUAAAGAACAGUGAUAAAGAUGGGAUUGCUACAGUGGCUGUAUCUGACCAUCAGAUCCGACCUCGCCCUCCACGGCACAACGAAACAGGUUUUUGCUUGCUGGACAUGGUGGAUGCGUUCCAUGAUAUGAGUUGGUGGGUUGGAAGUAUUACAAAUGUUCUUCCAGACAAUAAGUACAUUGUCACUUUUAAACUUACAGAUGAACAGAAAGAAUUCAGUCACUCAGAACUAAGGCUCCAUAUGGAAUGGAUUGACAAAAAAUGGGAGUCUGACUUUUCGAGAUUUGGGUCUGCGAUGGAUGAUAUAGAACAAACACAGCAUACAUUCACAAAUUCCAGAAACUCUGCGGUAGCUACACCACUUAAAAGGUCACGUGCUACCAAGGAUAGCACGGGAGAAGAAAAUCCUUAUGCUAGCUCACAGAAGAAUCAGAUGAAGCAGCUGGGUCCUUGCAUUGAUAAAUCAGCUUAUAGUAAAACCACAAAUGAACUGAAACUACUGGACCAACCUAAUGAUGAUGCAACAUUUUUAAGUCCAACUCCUUCCAAGAAGUUAAAACGACAUCCAGAAGAAUCUGUUUCUAUUGAUGAAGUAUAUGUGAGGAGAAGACCAAUUAAAAUAUCCAAUGAAAAAGGCCCUGUUGGAGAUGGUGUGAAGACUGGGUCGCUGCUUGGAGAACAAGGUAGACAAAGAAAAUCACAAUUUGAUGGGAGCAGUCCACCACUGAAAAUUCAUGUUGCAGUCAAGAAGGGAAGUAGAAUGGACAAGGCUGAUGAAGAAUGUAUUGGCGAUGAGCAUGUAAUGGACAAGUCUGAAUCUUCUGGUAUUCAGUCAGACUCUGAAGUAACGAGAAGAUCACUUGCUGGAAAUUCUAGUCUCCUGCAUUUGAAGGAGAUUAAUCAACAUGAUGAAGAUGGAGUGAGCAAUCAGACAAAAGUGAAGGAUAUUGCUGAGGCUGGACUGCCCGGAAAGACACCUACUCAUGAUCAGCCUCUACCAUUGUGCAUAUACAAGAUGCAUUCUGUUCUAGGUAACCCUGCUGCAACUACCAACCAACAAAUUCCAGUUGCUGAGGCUGGACUGCCCGGAAAGACACCUACUCAUGAUCAGCCUCUACCAUUGUGCAUAUACAAGAUGCAUUCUGAAAAGACUAUGGAGGGCUCAAGUUCUGAAGAUCCAACAGAAGAUGGAAAAGGUCAAGCUACUGCAAUGGAAGUAGAAGUGGCUGGGACUGAAAUAUCCUCAGAGACACCUCUUCAUGAUCAACCUUUAUUAUUGUGUGACAUGGACUCUGAAAACACUUUGGAGGGUAACCCUGCUGGGACUGCAAAAACAUCCCUUCAUGAUCAAUUUCAGGCAUCAAGCAUAGCUGAAAUGUAUUCUGAACAUACUACUGAGGGCUCAUGCAAACGUGCUGGGACAGCAAAGGAACAAUAUGAGGUUACAGGAAGACAAGGUGAAACUGGAAUUACCAGUGACAUUGAGCAAGAAGACACUCCGCAUCUGCCUUUUGUGAAAAAAUCUCCAUUUUGGAAAAUGUUGGAAUCCAUGGAUGCAUUCAAAAGGUUUCCACAACAGCCACAUUUUAAGCCCUUACUGAAGGUUAAAAUGUUAUGCCGUGAAGGACUAGCCCUUGGAGGUAUGCAUAUCUUUGCCGCUGUGGUCGAGUACAUUUCAAAGCUGCAGGUUGAUGAUCCUAGUGACUCCAUCAACGACAUUUUGGAAGCUCUAGUUGAACUGGAACGGCUGGGAUUUGAUGUCAAGGCACUCCAGGACCGACUGAAUGAAUUGCAAGACAUGAAACUUAGGUUUGCAGAGCUUAAGAACAAGUCAGACGGAGUCAAAAUCCUGAUCACAAAUUGUACGCAUGAAAGAAGCAAAGGCUCUGAAGUUAUCAGUGGGAUGGAUGCGGACAUCAAUGACUUGGAGGAAAAGAUCAGAGGGAUACAGGCAAAAAGGGCAAAGGUGGUCUCAGAGAGGGCGGCGAAAGAUUCUGAAAUCAGUAUGUUGGAAUCAGAAGCAAAUGCUAUCAAUGAAGGCAUUCAGAGCAUCGAGCAUGAUUUCCAAAAUCUAGCAGCAGCUGCAUGGUGAAUGUGGUGCCUCCUAGUUCCCCAAUAAUCACCACUCCUUUUGCUAACCCUUAAUUAAUACUUAUGGAGCAAGAUGGUCAAUGAGAACCUCUAUUUACUGGUAUAACUGGUACAAACAGUUUAGAAUGCUGGGACCUUUAAUCCCAUAUCAUCAGCCAUGCAUUCUUGCACUUAUUUAUCUUAGUCUUAAUAUAUUCGAAACCAGUCUUUUUUUUUUUUUGGUCAAAGAUAUUCAUUGAAAAGAGGGCAAACAGCCCAGCCAUACAACAACAGAAAGCCAAAAGGCUAAACUGAAGAGAAACAGAGCUCUCAUAGUCAAAGCCACAGGAGGCAAGACAAGAGGAACUACGAACAGACGCAACAAACAAAACAAGCCUAAAGAAAAGCAAGACAUAAAGGAAAGCAAGAACGCAAAUUAAAGGAAGACAUUAGAAGCUUCGUCAGACAGCCAACGCAGCAGCGUCCCUCAAGCAGGGAGCGCAUGUCUUGGGGCACCUGGAACUCCAAAAUUGCAGCUUGUAAGGAGACCCCUACACCAAAGUCCGAUCAAAAUAACCCUGAAAAUGGAAAAACAGAAGAAAAAAGAGGAUCUAACCACAGAUAUAUCCUCUUCCCCACAGUACAAAUUUGCACCAUAACAUGAGAUUUGCAGCCACAACUUUGAUAACAAAUCUAGGCAAACGAAACCCAGAUCAGGAGGAGCCAAGAGGCCCCGAAAAUAGAACAUAGAAGUAGAUGGUGCAUGCACCCGAGCCAAGGCUCUACCUAUCUUCCGAUUGAGACGCGAGAAAUCGCGUUUGAGAGAAGCCACUGCAACAACCAAGCCAUGGUACCGAUUUGAAAUGGAAUAGAAGAAAUCCAGGGAACAAGAUCUUGAGUUGAGAGAUGGUGGGUAAAAGAAAGUGAUGGGUGGUGAGGAAUGGGUUAGAGCAAAUUUGGGGUUAAAGUGCAAAAAGAAAAUUGGGGCAAGAUGGAAGGAGAAGGGAGGGAGACCGAAGGAGAAAAAAAGAGAAGAAACAAGAGGCAGAAGCCCCAGAUCUGAGACAUAGCUCAGGGAAGCACCCAUAAAGGGUGAGCAGUGCCACCGACUCUCAAGGAAGAAAAGCUUUGAGCUCUGAGAAAAGCUCUCAGAGGAGGAGGCUUAUCUGUUUCCUAUUGAUUCUCUUGUUUGUUGUUUGUCUGCAAUAGCUUUGGCCUGUCGUUUCCAUUUCCGGCAGAUUAUGAAGGUUAAUUCCUUUCUUAA